This is a messenger RNA of Cyclopterus lumpus (lumpfish), 3073 nucleotides long. Its product is annotated as cleavage and polyadenylation specificity factor subunit 3-like. Lineage: Eukaryota; Metazoa; Chordata; Actinopteri; Perciformes; Cyclopteridae. Gene Ontology annotation, molecular function: 5'-3' exonuclease activity; RNA endonuclease activity; RNA binding. The transcript has 18 exons. Gene Ontology annotation, biological process: mRNA 3'-end processing by stem-loop binding and cleavage. The coding region runs from base 128 to 2200 and encodes 690 amino acids. Gene Ontology annotation, cellular component: mRNA cleavage and polyadenylation specificity factor complex. The record is from RefSeq and is a predicted model, not a curated record.
CCGGAAAUGUGACGUCGCACGAGUCUGCCCCCUCCCUAAUUCAUGCAACGCACAGUGCAGUGGCAGUGCAGUGUGACCGCAUUUAUUUGUUCUAUUUUUAAAUUGACUUGCUAAAUUGAACACACAUAUGGCGACAAAGCGCAAAGUAGAGGUGAUUGUCCCCGCAGAGGAGAGUGACCAGCUCCUAAUUCGUCCACUGGGCGCUGGUCAGGAGGUUGGGAGGUCAUGCAUCAUCCUGGAGUUCAAAGGAAGGAAAAUUAUGCUGGACUGUGGCAUCCACCCGGGGCUGGAGGGGAUGGAUGCUCUCCCCUACAUAGACUUGAUAGACCCAGCUGAGAUAGACCUGCUGCUCAUCAGCCACUUCCACUUGGACCACUGUGGAGCUCUGCCCUGGUUCCUACAAAAGACCAGCUUCAAGGGCAGGACGUUCAUGACCCACGCUACUAAGGCCAUCUACCGCUGGCUUCUGUCAGACUACGUCAAAGUCAGCAACAUUUCUGCAGAUGACAUGCUGUACACCGAGACCGACCUGGAGGAGAGCAUGGAUAAGAUCGAGACCAUCAACUUCCACGAGGUCAAGGAGGUGGCUGGAAUCAAGUUCUGGUGCUACCACGCUGGUCAUGUGCUGGGAGCUGCCAUGUUCAUGAUCGAAAUAGCAGGAGUCAAGCUGCUGUACACAGGAGACUUCUCCCGGCAGGAAGACAGGCAUCUGAUGGCAGCGGAGAUCCCCAGUGUCAAACCUGACAUCUUAAUCAUAGAGUCUACCUACGGCACCCACAUCCAUGAGAAGAGGGAGGAGCGAGAAGCUCGCUUCUGUAACACAGUCCAUGACAUUGUCAACAGAGAAGGCCGCUGUUUAAUCCCCGUGUUCGCCUUGGGGCGGGCCCAGGAACUGCUGCUCAUUCUGGAUGAGUACUGGCAGAACCACCCAGAGCUCCAUGACAUCCCCAUCUACUAUGCUUCAUCCCUGGCCAAGAAGUGCAUGGCUGUGUACCAGACCUACGUCAACGCGAUGAACGACAAGAUACGCAAAGCCAUCAAUAUCAACAACCCCUUUGUCUUCAAGCACAUCAGCAACCUCAAGAGCAUGGAUCACUUUGAUGACAUCGGUCCCAGUGUGGUGAUGGCCUCUCCUGGUAUGAUGCAGAGUGGGCUCUCCAGGGAGCUCUUUGAGAGCUGGUGCACGGAUAAGAGGAACGGAGUCAUCAUCGCUGGGUACUGUGUCGAGGGAACACUGGCCAAGCACAUCAUGUCUGAGCCGGAGGAGAUCACCACCAUGUCGGGGCAGAAGCUGCAGCUGAAGAUGUCCGUGGACUACAUUUCUUUCUCUGCCCACACUGACUACCAGCAGACCAGCGAGUUCAUCAGGGCCCUCAAGCCUCCUCAUGUGAUCCUGGUCCACGGGGAGCAGAAUGAAAUGGCCCGUCUGAAGGCUGCACUCAUCAGGGAGUACGAGGAUAAUGACCAGGUUCACAUCGAAGUCCACAACCCUCGCAACACAGAAGCUGUCACCCUCAACUUCAGGGGAGAGAAAUUGGCCAAGGUGAUGGGCUCUCUGGCUGAUAAGAAGUGUGUCCAGAGCCAGAGGGUGUCAGGCAUACUGGUGAAAAAGAACUUCAACUACCACAUCCUCAAUCCCUCUGACCUUUCUACAUACACAGAGCUGGCCAUGAGCACAGUGAAACAAACACAGGCCAUCCCGUUCACCGGGCCGUACUCGCUGCUCGUCUGCCAUCUGAGGAACCUCACCGGUGACGUAGAGGAACUGGACGGGACUGAGAAGAACACUUUGAAGAUUUUUAAAAAUAUCACUCUGGUCCACGAGGUGGGCAUGGUGCUGCUGGAGUGGCUAGCGAACCCUCUCAAUGACAUGUAUGCCGACGCUGUCACCACUGUCGUGCUGGAAGUCCAGUCCAACCCAAAGGCUCAGAAAGCCAUGGAGACCCAGAGUUCCAUUAUGGACAUGGACAUCUUCCAAACCCGACUAGGAGUCAUGUUGCAGGACAUGUUUGGAGAGGAAUGUGUGGAUUUCAGUGAUGAGAAAAACAUCUCUGUGACAGUAGAUGGGAAGACGGUUCACAUCUGCUUGGAAACGAGGUCGGUGGGCUACGAGGAUGAAUGCGCAGAGGACGACUCCCUGAGAGAGAUGGUUGAGCUGGCAGUGCAGCGGCUCUACGACGCCCUCAACCCGGUCAUCUGAGAGCGGAGAUGGGGCUGUGGUGUUCAUAACAAAUCAGACAUCACCUUUAAACUAAUGAGGGACAGAGUUUCUCAAGCUCGGUCGUCACAGAUAUAAUAACAAAGAAUAAUUUGACAAAUUCACUGUUGAAAGUUAACACGCUGCUGUGUGCUGAUAACAUGUUGCCAAGAGUCAUUGUGAUUUGUCUGACGUCAAUAUUUCUACACUGCCGGGAUCUGAAGUAUUUUAGCUCAUUUUAUACAAAAUCAAUCGAAGAACAAAUCAAUACAGUUGCAGAUUCAUCUAACUAUAGUUUAAAAUCGUUAGUUGCCAUGUCUGGUUCGGUGUCGUGGAAAGCCUCAAGAACAAAUCCCAGUCCCACAACCUUUUAAUAACUAACUAUGUUUAUGACCUGUGAGCUACCAUGUAAAACAAAAAAAGGUAAUUUAAUAAGCUGUGUGGAUAUUUGUUUGCAUAGAUUGUAGUGUUUCUUUUUUGUUAUGCAAGCACUUUUAACUAUAAUAUAUGUAAUAAGUUGACCGUAUUCAUGUAAUGCGCUGUAGGUUUUGCAGAGUUGGUUACUAAUGUGCAUGACUUGUUUACUUUUAACUGUGAUGUGAACUGAAUUUCAAAAUGCACGAAAUGUUUGUGUUUAUUAUAUAUUUAAAAAUUAAUUUCACAAACUGCUGACUAUUGAAUAAUUAUUCCGUUGGUUAAGUUUGAUUAGGUAUUUCACCAGCUAGUGUCAGAAAAUGUUCUUUAAAUGAAUGUUGACGAACAAAAGACUCAAGCAACAUUUGUUUCACUGUACUCUGCCAGGCACUGAUCACCUCAUUUAUUAGUUAAAUAUCUGAACAAUGUGGAUUUUUUACAAUAAAUAAAAGACAUCUUUAU